Molecule: messenger RNA, 1758 nt
Organism: Penicillium maclennaniae
Lineage: Eukaryota; Fungi; Ascomycota; Eurotiomycetes; Eurotiales; Aspergillaceae
Gene: sit1
Product: putative siderochrome-iron transporter Sit1
Exons: 8
Coding region: 1-1758 (585 amino acids)
Biological process (GO): intracellular iron ion homeostasis; transmembrane transport
Cellular component (GO): endosome; vacuolar membrane
Molecular function (GO): siderophore-iron transmembrane transporter activity
Source: RefSeq, a predicted model, not a curated record
AUGUCUGCCACCAUCACCCACAGUGGAGAAAAUUCGGAGAAGGACCCCGAACCCCAGACCACGUCGGUUCCCGAUGUCCGACUUUUGGGUGAAGGCAGCCCCGGCGUUCGGAGGAUCGAAAUCAUCACGUCUCACUUCGGUCUGGUUGAUCGCAUUUUCCUAUUUGCUAGUGUAUUCUUGGUUGCUUAUGUUUACGGUCUCGAUGGAACCGUUCGCUACACUUACCAGCCUUAUGCCACUCAAAGCUAUGGCCAACACAGUUUACUCGCGACCGUCAAUGUUUUGCGCGCCGUGAUUGCCGCUGCCGCUCAGCCUACGGCAGCCAAAAUUGCGGACGUCUUCGGGAGAAUUGAAUUGAUCAUCGUCUCAAUCCUUUUCUACACCGUCGGUACCAUUGUUGAGACAUUUGCGAAAAUCGUGGAAACCUUUUGCGCAGGUGCAGUCAUCUAUCAGAUCGGAUACACUUGUAUCAUGCUCCUUGCCGAAGUACUCAUAGCCGAUGUGACUUCGACUCGAUCCCGCCUGCUCUUUUCCUUCAUCCCGGCCAUUCCAUUCAUUAUUAACACAUGGAUAAGCGGAAAUUUGACAGCUGCUGUGCUCAAAGUCACCUCGUGGCAAUGGGGCAUCGGCAUGUUCGCGAUCAUUUACCCCAUCUGCACUCUGCCCUUGAUCACAGUUCUGCUCGUUGUUCAGCGUCGUGCGAGGAAGUCUGGUCAAUUGAAGCCAUACAAGAGCUCUUUCGAGCUCCUGGGAGGUCGUCGUCUCCUAAUGGAACUGUUUUGGCAUCUUGACGUCGUCGGUCUCAUUUUAAUGAUUGCCAUGCUUGCAUGUAUUCUCGUUCCCUUUACCAUUGCUGGGGGUGUCACAGCACAGUGGAAAACUGCCAAGGUCAUCACACCGCUUGUGAUCGGUGUUUUGUUGAUCCCGGUCUGGGUCUUCUGGGAGAGGACGUGCCAGUACCCUAUGCUCCCUUUUAAGCAUCUUACAGAUCGUGCUGUCUGGGGCUCUCUUGGAAUCGCAGUGAUGUUGAACACUGCUUGGUACCUCCAGGGUGAUUUCCUGUACACGGUCCUCUACUUUAGCUUUGACGAGUCGAUUCUGAGCGCUACCCGAAUUUCCUCACUCUACAGCUUCACAUCAGUCAUCGCUGGCGUGAUUCUGGGAUUCAUCGUAAUGAAGGUUCGCCAACUGAAGCCUUUCAUCGUUUCUGGCACAGUUCUUUUUAUGGUAGCCUUUGGCAUUCUGAUUUAUUACCGUGGUGGUGCUGGGAGUUCCAGCCACUCCGGAGUGAUUGGCGGCCAAAUUCUUUUGGGCAUUGCUGGUGGUAUGUUUUCGUACCCUGCUCAGGCUAGUAUCCAGGCCGUAUCAAAGCACGAGCACCUCGCCGUUGUAACCGGAAUCUAUCUCGCUUCAUACAAUAUAGGAAGUGCGCUCGGCAACUCUAUCUCUGGUGCCAUAUGGAACCAGGUCCUCCCAUCCGAGUUGAAGCACAAACUUGGAAACUCAACCCUCGCCGCGCAAGUCUACGCGCAACCCCUUGUAUUCGCGGCGGCCAAUCCAGUGGGCACUCCUGAUCGCGACAAUGCCAUUCUCGCAUACCAGCAUACCCAGCGGCUACUUUGCAUCACUGGUAUCUGUCUGACGAUUCCGCUUAUUGCGUUCGCCCUCUGCACUCGCAAUCCUAAGCUUACAAAGGAACAGACCUUGGCCAAAGCUGAAAAGUACUCUCAUACUGAUAAAAGCUCUAUUGAUGUCUGA